AUGUAUUUCAACUAUUUUCGCAUCGAUAAAAAUAAUCCCAAGAUAUUGAGACACAAAGCAACUGAAGCAGCGAAUAAUAUAUGUAGUACGAUGGAUCUCGGUGUCCUGACCAUCCGCACGGCACAACAUUGGUUUGAUCGAUUUCGUAAUGAGAAUUACGAACUUGAUGAUCAAUCCAGGUGUGGAAGGCCCAUCGAAGUCGAUAUCGAUCUUUUGAAGCAGCAGAUCGAACAAGAUCCGCGACUGACGACACGUGUUUUAGCAGCGCUGCUCGGGUGCUCCCAUAUCACGGUAGAAAAACAGUUGGCUGAUCUUGGCAAGAACUGGAAAUAUGGGGUAUGGAUUUAA
This is a messenger RNA of Adineta ricciae, 348 nucleotides long. Lineage: Eukaryota; Metazoa; Rotifera; Eurotatoria; Adinetida; Adinetidae. The record is from the annotation of a GenBank genome assembly.